UUCAAUUGAUUCCGUAGAGAAAAAGGGCCAAGAGUUUGGGGGUUAAUUAGGGUUUUGCACAGAGCCAGCGGACGAGAGAGAGAGAGAGAGAGAGAGGCAGGAUGAGCAGGAGCUUGGGGAUACCGGUGAAGCUACUACACGAGGCCUCCGGGCACGUGGUGACGGUGGAGCUCAAGAGCGGAGAGCUCUACAGAGGUAGCAUGAUCGAGUGCGAGGACAACUGGAACUGCCAGCUCGAGAACAUUACCUACACUGCUAAGGAUGGGAAGGUCUCACAACUUGAGCAUGUCUUUAUUCGAGGCAGCAAAGUCAGGUUUAUGGUCAUACCGGACAUGCUGAAGAAUGCUCCAAUGUUCAAGCGUCUAGAUGCCAGGAUCAAGGGUAAGGGUGCGGCACUUGGAGUUGGCAGGGGUAGAGCAGUUGCUAUGCGGGCUAAGGCUCAGGCUGCUGGACGUGGAGCAGCACCUGGUAGGGGCGUUGUACCACCGGUUCGGAGGUAAUCAACCCCUGAAUGGUUUCUAACCUCUCCAUUCUAGAGCAUCGAUUGACUCACAGUUAGUUGCCUUUGGAAGCUUUUGGAUCCUGCUCUCGAUAUCCCCAAAAUUUAUGUAAAAGAAUGCCCCUUUUUGGUUAGGUAGAAAAAAACAUGGGAGACUAUUUCUGAACCUUAGACUUCUCUUACGUAUGCAUCUAUGUUAUGCCAAAUUUGUUAUA
This is a messenger RNA of Juglans microcarpa x Juglans regia, 714 nucleotides long. Its product is annotated as small nuclear ribonucleoprotein SmD3b. Gene Ontology annotation, cellular component: SMN-Sm protein complex; precatalytic spliceosome; U5 snRNP. The transcript has 5 exons. The coding region runs from base 102 to 500 and encodes 132 amino acids. NCBI's taxonomy places the organism in Eukaryota, Viridiplantae, Streptophyta, Magnoliopsida, Fagales, Juglandaceae. Gene Ontology annotation, molecular function: RNA binding. Gene Ontology annotation, biological process: RNA processing; spliceosomal snRNP assembly. The record is from RefSeq and is a predicted model, not a curated record.